This is a messenger RNA of Colletotrichum truncatum, 906 nucleotides long. Its product is annotated as sur7 protein. The record is from RefSeq and is a predicted model, not a curated record. Gene Ontology annotation, biological process: fungal-type cell wall organization. Lineage: Eukaryota; Fungi; Ascomycota; Sordariomycetes; Glomerellales; Glomerellaceae. Gene Ontology annotation, cellular component: plasma membrane; cell cortex of cell tip.
AUGCAUUUCACCGCCAUAUUACCAUUGUUAUUGUCCAUAGUGGCUUUCGUUCUUUCUUUCCUCGCCCUCUUCGCCGGCCACAAGGAGGGAUUCAUGGAGGAUUACGAUGUUGUCCGCCUCAACACAUCUGGCCUGGGCCAGAAUGUCAUUUCCCUAAACACUGACCAAUCCGACGACGAUAGUGCACUAGACAGGCUGUUAGGUAUCGUUCGUAACAAGACCAACGACAUUGUCAACGAUAUCACCAACGACAUUGCUGAUCGCCUUGCCGAUGAACUGGGAAUCUCCCAUUGGUAUUCUUUGCACUUGAUGGACGUGUGCCAAGGCGAUUUCGCCCCCAAUGUGACGGCUCCCAAUGUCUGGCUCAACGUCUCGGACUGCACUCAGCCGAAGCCUGGCCCCAACGUGAACCUUACUAAGAUGUUGGACCAGGAACUCUCUGUCGGUCCCCUGCGCCUGAGCCUCGCCGAUCUCGACUGGCCCGACAGCAUUGAGGACACCAUGGACAAGGUCAACAAAGCCCUCCUCGCCAUCUUCGUCCUUUACGUACUAGGUAUCGGCUUCUCCGGUCUCGCUAUCCUCGGUUCUCUCGCCUCUUUCUUCUUGGGGUUCAAGAAGCGCAUGACUAUUACCAACUUCGUCUUCGCCUUCCUCGCGGCUUUGGUUCUCUUCGCUGGCAGUCUGGUCACUACUAUUGGCGCCAGAGAGGGUGUGAAGCAGAUCAACGAUGUCGGUGAAAAUAUUGGCCUUUCGGCUGAGACCGGCCAAAAGUUUAUGAUCAUAUCCUGGGUCGCCUUUGCCGUCAUGGCUGCCGCGGCCGUCUACUGGGUCACGCAAUUCUGCGUCGAGAGGCGGUCACGUCGGAGGGUGUACACUGAGAAGCGACACAAAAAGGGCAGCUUCUAA